Aspergillus brunneoviolaceus CBS 621.78 is the source of this 3624-nucleotide messenger RNA. It is a transcript of the gene rna14, whose product is annotated as cleavage polyadenylation factor subunit RNA14. Gene Ontology annotation, cellular component: nucleus. Gene Ontology annotation, molecular function: protein binding; mRNA binding. The record is from RefSeq and is a predicted model, not a curated record. Bases 269 to 3301 code for a protein of 1010 amino acids. Lineage: Eukaryota; Fungi; Ascomycota; Eurotiomycetes; Eurotiales; Aspergillaceae. The transcript is spliced from 6 exons. Gene Ontology annotation, biological process: mRNA 3'-end processing.
CUCAUCUCCAUCGGUGUGAUACCUGUGAGAUCCACCAGGAGGGUUUCUUUCAUUAUCCGAACGUUCAGUCGCUUGCAGCUGUUGCUAUUUCCUUUUCUUUCUACCUUGGUUCCUUUGAAGCUACAAUCUAGAAGACUUGUUCCGAUCCUUUGUCUUUUCCAGAUUACUCUGGGUUGGCAGUCGGUAGCACCGCCCGCUUGACACACACCCUCUUCUCCGUAGUCCGACUAUUUGACCCUUAUCGCGAGCGAGACCACAUCCUUUUGUCAUGGCUGAAGAUGAUGCCGAGAACGCCUUUUUCCAGGCUCAGGCAAUGAAUGCGGACUCUGUGGACUAUAAGGCUGUGGAAGAGCAUACUGCAGAUAGUUCAGAUUCAGAUGAUUAUGACCCUUCAAAAACACUGCCAAAUCAGUAUUCUGUUUCCUCCGCGACAGAUUCCAAGCAAACUGAAAAUGUUCCUUCCGUUGCUCCUCCUUCCAAUUCCACCCCGCCACCAGACCAGACCUCUUCUUCUUCCCUUGCCCCUGAAACAGACCCUAGUCAGCAAGCUGGCAAUACCUACCCUUCCCAAACACCUUCCCGAGCUGAGUCUCAGGCAUCAACAUCUGGCCUUGCCACUGGGGCUUCUGUUCCGCCCAAGACCAGGACGAUUGGGGGGUUUGUGGUUGAGGAUGAGGACGAGGAUGAUGCGGGUGAUGCAGAUGAUUAUGAGCCGCCGGCUGUACUAGGUGUCGAGGACAUGAAUACUAUACCUUCGCAACCCAUUUCAGGAAAUGCAAAUGAAGCUACUUCUACCCCUGAUGUAUCUUUGGAUGAGCCUGCGCAGGAGUCUGCCAGCGUCAAGAAUGUCCCUAAUAGCUCUUUCCCUGCUGCUUCUAAAAAUGAUGCGUCUGUGGCUUCUGGCCAGGAGUUGUACAACGCGCGUACUCUACCGCCGGACAGCGCGCAGGAGAGCAAUGCAGCUACUCCCCAGCCGGAAUCUCCCUCCACGACCAAGGGUCGCCUGCCUCACGAUCGCAUCGGCAUCCUGGAGGACAGGAUCAAGGAGGACCCCCGAGGUGAUAUGUCUGCCUGGCUGGAGUUGAUUAACGAACACAGAAGCCGCAAUAGGAUCGACAAUGCACGCGACGUCUAUGAACGCUUCUUGAAAGUGUUUCCUUUCUCGGCCGAACAAUGGGUUGCAUAUGCGAAUAUGGAAGCGGAGCUCAAUGAGCUCUUCCGUUUAGAACAGAUCUUUAGCCGGACCCUUUUGACCAUUCCCGACGUCCGACUGUGGACCGUAUAUCUGGACUACGUUCGUCGGCGGAAUCCCCUGACUACAGAUACCACGGGCCAGGCAAGGAGAAUCAUCACUGCGGCUUAUGAUCUAGCCUUUCAACAUGUCGGCGUCGAUAAGGACGCGGGAGCCAUCUACGCCGAGUAUGUCCAAUUUAUUCGCUCGGGCCCCGGAAAUGCUGGAGGGUCUGGAUGGCAAGAUCAACAGAAGAUGGACCUGCUCCGCAAGGCCUACCAUAAGGCCAUCUGCGUCCCCAACCAGGAAACCAGCGCACUCUGGAACCAGUAUGAUCAAUUUGAAAAGUCACUGAAUAAGAUGACGGGCUUCAAAUUCGUACAGGAACAGUCGCCGGCCUUUGUAACCGCUCGUACCGCUUACCAUGAGCUGCAGCACAUCACGCAGGGACUCCUUCGCACAUCACUGCCCAGAAUGCCGCCUGUGCCCGGCUCUGAUGGCGACGUCGAGUAUGCGCAACAGGUGGAGAUCUGGAAGAAAUGGAUUAAAUGGGAGAAGGACGAUCCACUUGUGCUGAAGGAAGACGACCCCGCGACCUUCAAAGCCCGGGUGAUCUAUGUCUACAAACAAGCUCUCAUGGCUCUCAGAUUCUUGCCCGAAAUGUGGUUCGAAGCAGCCGAAUUCUGCUUCCAUCAUGAUUUAGAGAAUGAAGGAAAUGAGUUCCUGAAGCAUGGCAUAGACGCGAAUCCGGAGAGCUGCUUGCUUGCAUUCAAGCGUGCUGACCGGCUGGAAAUCACUACCGAGUCGGAACAGGAUCCCAUCGUGCGCGGUGCCAAAGUCAGAGAACCCUACGACAGACUACUUGAUUCGCUCUACGAGCUGAUUGCCAAGGCUCGCACCCGCGAAGAUCAAGAUGUUGCUCGCCUGGAAGAAACAUUCGCCAAGAUGCAACCCGAGAAGCCGCCGUCGAAAAACGAUGAUGACGACGACCUGCAGGAGGCAAAGGCGAGGGAGUCUGUCAAGAAAUCCCAGAUCGAAGCCGUUCGGAACGCACAUGCGAUCCAGAUAGGCAUCCUUUCCAAGACUGUUUCGUUCGCCUGGAUCGCCCUCAUGCGCGCGAUGCGCCGCAUCCAGGGCAAGGGCAAGCUCAACGAGAUGCCGGGAUCGAGAUCGAUCUUCCAAGAUGCCCGGAAGCGCGGUCGCAUCACGAGUGAUGUUUAUAUAGCGAGUGCUCUCAUAGAAUAUCAUUGUUAUAAGGAUCCUGCCGCUACCAAGAUCUUCGAACGAGGUGCCAAGCUUUUCCCGGAGGACGAGAACUUCGCUUUGGAGUACUUGAAGCACCUCAUCGACAUCAACGAUGUCAUCAAUGCUAGAGCGGUCUUUGAGAUGACCGUGAGGAAGUUGGCCUCCAACCCGGAGAAUGUGCACAAGACCAAGCCCAUCUUUGCCUUCCUUCAUGAGUAUGAGUCACGGUAUGGCGACCUCGUCCAAGUCAUCAACCUCGAAACCCGUAUGCGUGAAUUGUUUCCCGAAGACCCAACGUUGGAGCAAUUCGCCCAUCGGUUCUCGACCCCGGCUUUCGACCCCACAGCCGUGCAUCCUAUCAUUUCACCCUCCCAGACCAGACCCAAGGCGGCGUACGCGGCGGACCAGAUGAUGUCUCGCCAUGGCACUCCCAACUCUCGAUUCCCGGAUCCGUCUAUUACGAAUUCACCCAAGCGGCAGUUGGAGGAGUUCGACGACGAUAUGAGCCGCCCACGCAAGUUCGUUCGGGCAGAGUCUCCGCUAAAGACCACGCAAAGACGCCAGAUGGACCAGAAGCGCCCUAUGGCCACUCAAUCCCAGUUCAGAUCCCAGGGGUCACCUGCUCCCCUCCCCCGAGACAUUGUCAACCUCCUGAGUAUGAUUCCUCCGGCUUCUGCGUACAAUGCAGGCCGGUUUUCUCCGGAGAAAAUGGUCGAUCUCAUCCGCAGGAUCGAUAUGCCUAGUUCCAUCUCGCAAAUUCCUUUCCCUCGUGGGCUCGGGGCAGGGCAAGCACCGCAAUCCUUCCCUGGUGCCUAUCGGUCUUAAUCUUUGAGUCAUAUAAACACGUUGUGGUGUAAAAUUCUUUUUUUCCUGCGCGAAUGUGGCCACCAUGCACCCGCGCUGUAUCAUUCGUUCUCAUUUUUGGUUGCGACAGCGGCGCGGCUCUGGACUGUACAGUUGUUGGUCGUCUUUUGCAUUUGAUGAGUGGGCGUUUCAAGCUUGGCGAUUCCGUCGGUUGAUCUUCAUUUUUAUUGUCUAUUUUAAUCGCGUCGGGCGGCUUUGUACAGUGUGGCAUCGGCCUGGGAAAGGCGAGGCUUGGGUUGUUGCUGCGGGGAUCAUAUCAUUCAGUUCUCUGCCUUCUCGCUAUA